This is a messenger RNA of Andrographis paniculata, 11355 nucleotides long. RefSeq lists its product as uncharacterized. NCBI's taxonomy places the organism in Eukaryota, Viridiplantae, Streptophyta, Magnoliopsida, Lamiales, Acanthaceae. The coding region runs from base 103 to 11154 and encodes 3683 amino acids. The record is from RefSeq and is a predicted model, not a curated record. The transcript has 29 exons.
CUGAAAUAGCCAUAUCAAAGCAUGUAAGCAGUAAACCUACUUACCUGGAAAUUUGAGAAGUUGCAUCUGAUUCCCACACGGAUUCCAGGUGAUGCACCAGCAAUGGCAAAUGAAGCAGAUAUUUCAGUGCCCAUUAUAGAAAAAAGAACUGAGAUAAGCGAGCAAGAACGAAACAUGGCAGGUCAAGGCACCAUCAUUUCAAUCUGUAAACUUUCCGAGCCUGAUACACCUAAUGAACCUCUUACACUUGAAAGUGAGGAUAUUAUGAGAACAUCCUCAGCUGGCGAGGUUGGAGGUGAAAUAGAUAAUAAUUUACCAGAAGCAAGUACAGUUGCUGAAAAGCCAUCUCAAGAUGCGAAAGAUGAUCCUGAGAUUUUCCUAGGAAACCUCAAAUCAGGUGAUCAACCUUCAGAGCUUGCUGUAAAUUUAGAAACUUCCUCAGAAAUGAUCCAGGGGUCAAAUGUUUCAGACAAAGAUGGGGGGAGGAGCAUUGCACCAGUAGAACAUAGUAAGAACCUAAAUGUCCAAGUAAACACAGGGAAUGGGAAAACAACAGAAGACAAUAUUACGUUCAAUCUCCCUGAUGAAGUGUCUGGAGGAGCAGGAUGUCCAAAUAACCAAAAUGAGAGUACCUCAGAACAGGAGCAUUUAGGCAACGAGAUGAAAUUGGUUGGCAAAUUGAAAACCUCUGGAGAAACCAUAACUGAUGCAAGAGGUGAUAAUGGCGAGCUUCAGGGCUACAGUGAUAGCCUAGGAGUUGUCAAUAAUGAGCAGAAAACCUUGACAGACAAGGUUACAGAUAAAACAGCUCCUAAGGUAACAGAGAAGACUGAGAAUAGCUCAUUGGCUCAACUUGAUGGUUUGCAUACGGCAUGCAAUCAACAACUGGAGAAGGAAAAUGGGAUACUAUCUGUGCCAGAAGCAUCAACAGGUAGCAUCGGCGCGAACGAGUCUCCAGUCAAUUUAAAUAUCACGGCUGAGGAUGAAGACCUCAAUAAUGCUGAACCAUUCCAAAAUGAAAAACAUACAAGUACUUUGCUGAAGGAAGAAAUGCAGAUAGAGAAACCUACAGAGUCCUUGCAUGCAGCACCUGAAAAUUUAAAAGCAUUUUAUUCAGAUCAUGACAACAAGGCAACAAGUUCUCAAGAGGAGCACAGUACAAGCACGAAUUUACAAGCCAUUAAAAGUGAAGAUACAGAAGAAAAAACUGUUGAUGGGGCUGAAACACAGAAGGGAGUCAAUGAGUUUUGCAUUUUCUUGCAGCACAAUGUCCCACAUGAAAACAAUUACAAGAACUCAUUGAUCCAAACUGACGGCUCACACAUAAAGCAUGAGGGGCUUCUGGAAGAAGAAAUGGAAAAACCCUUGACGGAAGCUUCAAGUGAAAAACAAAUUCAAACAGUAGAUCAACAAGAAGCCUCCAUUGACAAAAAGCAAGAAAUUACUCAAAUAGCUAACAAAAGAGAGGAAGGCACCAAGGAUAUAGCAACAAAUAUCCCAAGUCAAGAAAAUGGGGAUACGUCACCAACAGCAGAACAUGGCUCCGAGCCACCUCUGGAAGAAGUUCCCACUUGUAACGCCAAUGAUAAUGAGCAAUCAAAUACGCUUGAGGCCAAAUCUGAGAAGUAUGCAGACAAGGAUAUUGAUGAUCCAUUAACAGAAGCUUCAAGUGAGAAAGAAAUACAUGCUGUAGAUCCACAAAAAACCUCACCUGAUAAAACAAAGGAAGUAAUUACAGAGGUAGCUGGUGCAAAGGAGGUAAUUACCAAGGAUAUAACAAUAAAGGUUCUAAGACCCGAGAAUGAAGAUACCUCGCCAAUAGCAGAAGAAAGCUCUGAGCCAUCUCUGAUAGAAGGUGCUGUUGGUAAAGCCAGCGAUAACGAAUUUUCAAAUUUUGCUGAGACCAAAUCUGAUGAUGGCAGCUCCCUAAAAGCAGAGUUGGUGGAAAAUGAUAAUUGCACAGAAAAGGAAAUGGAGAAACCACAAGUUUCAUGUGAGAAACAACUUCAAAUUGUAGGUUCAAAAGAAAUCUCACCUGACAAUACAAAUGAAGAUGUUGUAGAGGUGGAUGGCAUAAAGGAGGAAAGUAAGGAUACACCAAUAAAUGUUCCAAAUCAAGAGAAUCAAGAUACUUCACUGGCAGUAGAAGAUGGAUCACAAAAACCAUGCCGGGAAGUUGUCAUUUGUAAAUCUAGAAAUAAUGAGCCAACACAUACACUAGAGGCUGCCAAGUUCAAAGAUGAGAGCUCCUUAAAAGCACAAUCAAUCGACAACGAUAUAUGUCCAGAAAGUUUAAAAACAUUUGAUUCAGAUCAUGACAAGGCAACAAGUUCUCAAGAGGAGCACAGUACAGGCACGAAUUUACAAGACAUCAAAAGUGAAGAUACAGAAGAAAAAUCUGUUGAUGCAACUGAAACACCGAAGGAAGUCAAUGAGAGCUCUCCCAUGAGUCAGUUCAUCUCACACCAAGAAGAAAGCACUACUGCAGAUCAACACGAAGGUAUCAACAACAGAAAGAGUGAAAUUAUCAUUACUGAUGUUACCCCUCAGAAGGAAGCUCCCAAGAAUUUUCUAAAAGAGGAAACUGAAGAGAACUUGACAAUAAAAGUGGAUGGUUCGCAGAUGAAUACCAAAGAGCUUUCAGAAAGUGGAAAUUCAUCUUCUUCUAUAACUUUGGCAAGGGAAAGCAAUCAUGAUAGCCUGAUGAUUAGGCAUGAGGCAGAAAUUGAGGAUGGACAACAGAGUGAAACUGAAUUAGGCAAAAGUGAAGAACAUACAGAAGGAAAGUUGCCAAAGAUAGCAUCGGAAACAAAGAUGGAAGAAAAUACCCUCCCUGUAGCUUCAGAAAAGAUUAAAGCAUCUGAUUUAUGUCAAGAGAUAGAAACAAGCACAAUUGAACAGACUUUAACAGCAGAUCCACAAGGACUCCUUGAUGAUCCAAAAAAUUACCAAACAGAUGGUGCAGCAACCAAAGAUGAAACUCUUGAGGAAUCGAUGCAGAAUGUUGCAACAUUUGAUGCUGAUGAGGAGAAUAAGAAGAACUCAUUGAUCCAUUUUGAUGGCUUCCAAACAGAAGAUGAGCACCAUCUAGAAAAGGAAAGUGAUAAAUCAUCUUUACCACAAGAUUUCCAAAGGAACACUAGUGAUUUGUUAAGCCUGAAGGAUAAGAUAGAAAUUGAAAAAGAAAAACCUGGAGCAGAGUUGUUUGAAACGGAUAAUUAUACAGAAAGUGCUGCACUAACAGAAGUGCAUCUAGAGAAGCCUGGGAAAUCUCUUAGUGUAGCUAAAGCAUCUGAUAUGCAUGCAUGCUCAGCAACAACAAGUUGCUCUAAGGAGCAAAGUUUAUCUGAGAACCAGCAAGCGAUGCUGGGUGGGAAAAUAGAGGAAAAUACAAUGGAUACAGAAGCCACCAACCAGACACAUCAAAAACUGCAGCAGAAUGCCCCACAUGAAGACAAUGACAAGAACUCAAUGAUCCAAACUGAUGGCUCACACAUAAAGCAUGAGGAACUUCUGGAAAAAGAAAUGGAAAAACCAUGGACAGAUGGUUCAUGUGAAAAACAAAUUCAAACAGUAGAUCAACAAGAAGACUCCAUUGACAAAACAAAGCAAGAAAUUACUCAAAUAGCUGAAAAAAGAGAGGAAGGCACCAAGAGAAAGUUCCUACAGGAUAUAGCAACAAAUAUCCCUAGUCAAGGAAAUGAGUAUACCUCACCAACAGCAGAACAUGGCUCUGAGCCACCUCUGGAAGAAGUUUCCACUUGUAACUCCAAUGAUAAUGAGCAAUCAAAUACGCUUGAGGCCAAAUUUGAGAAGUAUGCAGACAAGGAUAUUGAUGAUCCAUUAACAGAAGCUUCAAGUGAGAAAGAAAUACAUGCUGUAGAUCCACAAAAAACCUCACCUGAUAAAACAAAGGAAGUAAUUACAGAGGUAGCUGGUGCAAAGGAGGUAAUUACCAAGGAUAUAACAAUAAAGGUUCUAAGACCCGAGAAUGAAGAUACCUCGCCAAUAGCAGAAGAAAGCUCUGAGCCAUCUCUGAUAGAAGGUGCUGUUGGUAAAGCCAGCGAUAACGAAUUUUCAAAUUUUGCUGAGACCAAAUCUGAUGAUGGCAGCUCCCUAAAAGCAGAGUUGGUGGAAAAUGAUAAUUGCACAGAAAAGGAAAUGGAGAAACCACGAGUUUCUUGUGAGAAACAACUUCAAAUUGUAGGUACAAAAGAAAUCUCACCUGACAAAACAAAAGAAGAUGUUGUAGAGGUGGAUGGCAUAAAGGAAGAAAGUAAGGAUACACCAAUAAAUGUUCCAAAUCAAGAGAAUCAUGAUACUUCACCGGAAGUAGAAGAUGGAUCACAAAGACCAUGCCAGGAAGUUGUCAUUUGUAAAUCUAGAAAUAAUGAGCCAACACAGACACUUGAGGCUGCCAAGUACGAGGAUGACAGCUCCUCAAAAGAAGAAUUGGUCGACAAUGAUAUAUGUCCAGAGCAGGAAAUAAAGCCAUCAAUAGAAGCUUCAAGUGAGAAAGAAAUCCAACCUACAGAUGCACAAGAAAAUUUAAGUGAUAAAACACAUGACAGGGUAGCUGACGUGGAGGAAAAUAACAAGGAUACAGCGACAAGUGUUUCAAGUCAAGAGAAUGCAGAUAUGUCUCCGACUGUACAGACACAAGAGACAUCUCUGAAAGAAGAUUCCACAUAUAAUGCCAGUGAUAAUGAGACCCAAAACUCACAUGAGGCCAAACUUGAGGAGGAGAACUUCCUAAAUGCAGAUCAUGAGGAAAGUACAGAAAGAGCAUCAGGAAAGGAAGAGGUACCUACUGAGUCCUUGUGCGUAGCAGACAAAGAUAUUAAAUCAAUUGCUUCAGGACAAGAAAGAGAAACAAGCUCUCCACAAAAGCAGAUCCUAACUGAAGAUCCUCAAGUUGUUAUAUAUCAUGACACAGAGGACAAAACAAAUAAAGCAACUGGAAUAUUAGAAACUCAUGGGGUUGAGGGUGUUGAAACAGCUAUUCCACAUGAGAAUACUGAAGAGCAACUAAUUAAAGUGCAUAGCCCAAAGAUGGAUCCUCCUGAACAUUUGGAAAAGGAAAGUGAAAUUUCAUGCCUGAGAGGGGACACCACAGAAAGUACUUUGAUCAUUGAUGGAAGUCAAGUGGACAAGUCUAUUGACUAUAUGCAAGCAUCAAUCAAUGAUAUCAAGGAAUCUGCUUCUGGUCAAGAGCUAGUUAAAAGUGCCAAAGAAGGGCAAAUUCUAACUACAGGUUUUCAAGAAAUUUCAGUUGACAAGAAUGACACAGUUGCAGAGGUUAAUACAGAAGGCUACAACGAGGACAAAGUAAUUAAUGCAGGUGACCUGAAUGCAGAAACACCUGUGGACAAGGGUGUUGAAACCACUGUUGCACAUGAGGAAGCUGAGGAGAGGUCGCUAACCCAAGCAGUUGAAGAACAGUAUGAACAUCUGGAAAAGGUCCUUGAACACCCAUCUAAGGUGGAAGCUUUGACAGGAAGCACAACAGAUGGUACUUUGAUGAAGGAAGAAUCACAAGCGGAGAUGUCCAAUGACUGUUUUCUAGUAGAUAAUAAGGAUAAUACAUUGUCUACUUCAAGUCUAGGACCAGACACGAGUUCCAUUGAGGAAAUAACAUCAAAUAUGCAAGAAUUUUCAAUACUCAAAACAGAGGAAGAAACUUCUGGCACAUCCCUAAAGAAAGAAACUCUUGAUGAGCAGAAAAUUACAGCACAUGCUCCAACUGAAGAAAGUGAAGAUGACUUGAAAAAUUCAUCUCUGAAAGAAGAUUCAAUGGGAACCACCAAAGAUCACUCAGCACAAAUGCAUGAGGCCAAGUUUGAGAGCAAAGACACAAUAGCAAAUGAAUUCAAUGAUAGAAGUAUAGAUGGGACUUUGGGAAAGGGGAAAGAAUUAAAUGAUGCCUUGCAAGUGGUGGUAUCCAAGGAUGUUGUAGCAUUUGCUUCAGAUCAAGGUCAUGAAAAGCCAAGCUCGCUAGAGGAGGAAAACAUGAGAGAAACUCCUGAAAAAAUUAUGCAUGAUCCCAAGGAAGACAAAAAACAAGACGAAAUGCACAUGGUAGAAAUUCAAGAAAAUAAGGUGAGAAAGAAUGCAAUAGGUGCUACUCCACCGGAGGACCCUCUUGAGACCACACAAGUCCAACUGGAAUUCUCACGAGAGGAAGAUGGGAGACUUUUGGUAAAGGAAAAUGAAAAUGUAUCCUUGAGGACCUUAACAGAACCACCAAAAGUGGACACACCAAUGCUGAAGGAAGAGGCAGAAGGAAAAUGUAUAGGCUCCCUGGAAGUAUUGAAUGAACAAAUUAAACAAUUUGCUCCAAGCAAAGAAAAUGAAAUAAGUUCUAUCAAGGAGAAUACCUCAGAUCCAGAGUUGCCAGAUGUUCUGCGUGCUCAAACCGUGGAAACUCUUGACAUAAAGGAUAUUAGUGAAGAUUACUUGCAUACUGAACAAGACACCUCACAAAUGCCAUCUCUGGAAGAAACACCCAAAAGCAAUGACACAGAUGAGCCAUCAACAAUUCAUGAGACUAAACCAAUACAGGAAGGUCUAAUAAUAUUGAAGGAGAAUAUUACAGUAAAAACAGAUCAGAAUGCAAGUGAAGUUGCAGGGGAUUCAACUAACAACAAGUGCAGUGAGCAACUAGAAGAGAAUGAUACAAUAAAAAGCUUAGUGGAAUAUAAAAAACAUAGAGCAAGUGUGCAGGAAGAGAGAGAAUGCAGAGAAGAGAGAGCAUUGCUAGAUGAAACAGAAGAUGCCAAAGACACAACAUCAACUAUAAUAGCCAAUGAGUUUGUUCCAAACUCUUCUGAAGCUUCAGAUGAAUAUCAGUCCACUUCUGAUAGGAAGAUGACAAAAGAUAGAGAAGGGCUGGAUGUAGGAACAACUGGCAAUGCUGAGGAUGUAAAAAUUGAUGGAGACAAGGAUAAAGGGGAGGAAGAAAUCAAACAAACUAUAUCAGAUUUGAGUCAUACAGCCCUAGACAAAACAGAGAAAAGAGAUGAGAAUCUUACCAUAUUACGAUCAGAAGCUUCAGAGGGAGAUUCUCCGUCAAAAGAUUUGGGGGUUGUUGAAGAAGUUGAGAGCAUAUAUGUUGAGAAAACCUCAGAUUCAACAAGUCACUGUGAAAGAGAUGAAUCUGAGCCUCCAUCUACUGGCAGCAUGAUUGGAGAAACAUCAAACUUAAAUGAAGUUGCACAUGCACAAUCACAAAACAAAAGCGGAUCUGAAUCUGAAAAAAAGGAGAUUGAAAAUAUUGAUCAAGAUCGAAGCUGUGAAGUAAUAUCAGAAGAAAAAGAGGCAAAUAAAGAGAUGAAGCUUAAAGCAGGUGAAGAAAUACACAAUGAUGAAGUUCUGUCAGAGGGUAUAUCCAGCAAUAAGAUGCCUAAAGAUUUUGGAGGAGCUGCUGACAAAAGUGGAGAACAGCCAGAAGAUAAUCUACUGGCAUAUGACUCAUAUGACAGAAGCUUACACCAAAAUGAGCUGGAUAUGAGCAUUGCAGAUACGGAAGUGGAUCAUCAGGUAGACAGUCUUUGUGUAGAGACAAGAAAUGAGGAGUCAAAAGAAGACAUAAUAACAGAGUAUCACCCAGAAGACAAAGAAAAGAUAAAAGCAGGGGAAAUGUCCAAGGCCACAAUGAACAUGAACAAAGCCGAACAGGUCAACAGAGUUUCUGCAGGGGCUGCAGAAGAGCCAAUCGUAAACUUUCUAGCAAAAGAAUCAAAAGACCAAAGCCUAGACCAAAAGGAGCUGGGAAAGGACUUUAAACAGGUUGCAACUAUAUUAGAUUCUGAAAAGGCUCAUGAGACAGAUCAUCUAUGUGUGGAAACUAAAGCUGAGGAUCCAAAAGAAGUAAUGAUUACAGGGAGUCACCAAGAAGAUGUACAUCAAGAAGAAUUACAUAAAGAAGAAAUAAGUGGAGUCAAAAGGAUAGCAGCCGAAACAGUAAAGGCAUCAGAAGUCUCGAAGGAGCCUGCUCAAAGGUCCAUUCAACAGCCAGAAGAAAAUAUGUCAGGGAAUGCAAAUACAAGCCUUCAGAAAAUAGAGGUAGCCAAGAGUACUGAGGAUUUUCCCACUAUAGGAAGCACUGAGAAGAUUCACGCAGGAGACACUGUAUAUAUAGAGGUUAAAACUGAGGAUGCAGGAGAAAAGGCAUCUAAAGUUUAUGAAGACACUGCCAGUAAUACUGAAGAGAGGCCAGAAGAUAUUGAUAGAAGCCUGCAUCAAAUAGAACUGGAUGAGAGCAUUUCGGAGGUUACAACUAUAUAUAAUACUGAAGAGGCUCAAAAGGUAGCUGGCAUGAAAAUUGAGGAUUCAAAAGAAGAGAUAGCAGCACAGGGUCCCUCACAAGAUGGGGAAGAACAAAAGGAGAUUGGAACAGGAGAAGUAUACAAAGAAAAAAAUAAUUCAAUUGUAACAAACCAGGAAUCUGAAGGCUCUAGAGAGGCAAUGCAAGAUGAAGAAGAAGAUAUCUCAGCAAAUGUUUCACUUGAUAGAAGUGUAUGCCAAACAGAUAUAGCAAAGAACAUUGAAGAGGAUACUGCAGUUGUAGAUGCUAAAGACGCUCACAGGACAGAUCAUGUAUCUGUGGAGGCAAAAACCAAGGAUUCUAUAGAAGAGAUUGUAGCAGAAAGUUAUCCAGAGUAUAAGGAAGAGCAACAAAAGAUGGAAGAAAUAUUUGAAGUCAAAAAUAUUGAUGGAAUAUUGGAGGAACCUAAAAGUAUUGAAGAGGUUUCACAACAGCCAGAAGAAGACAUAGCCAAUAAAUCAGAUAAUAGAAGCAUACACAAACCAGAAAUGGAGAAGAGUGUUAUUAAAGAGGUUGCAUCUAUUGUAGAUGGCGAAGAGGCUCAUGGGGUAAACCUUGCAUAUCCAGAGACAAAAUCUGAGGACUCGAAAGACAAGAUCAUAUCAGAGACUUUCCAAGAAUAUGAACAAGAGGUAAAUGAGAAAGAAAUAUGUGAAGUACAUGAAACAGUUCCAAAGGAAACUGUGCAAAAGCAAGAAGAAACAGGAAAUGAAGUGGAGGUGGUUAUAGCUACACUACAUACUGAAAAGCCUCAUAAGGUUCAUCCUUCCCAUUUAGUAACAGAAUUUGAGGAAUCAAAAGAAGAGGUAUCUAGUGAUAUUGAAAAGGUUGCUGAGAAAGCUGUGCCAGAGCCACAAGAGCUUGGACAGGGAAUUGAGGUUGCUAUGGCUGCACCAGAUACCAAGCAGGAUUACGGGAUACAUCUUGAGCAUAUAAAGAACGAGUUUGAGGAAUCAACAGAAGAGUUAACCAGAUCCACUGCACCAUCCCCAGAGGAUAAAAUUAACAAGACAAGUUCUGAUGAGGACAAUGAAGCAACUAAAGAUGAAGCAUUGUUAAAUCAAAGUCCAAAUGCUCUUGUGAUAGCAACAGCUGCUGAAGUGCCAGAAACACUUGACAAAAAUAUAAUAUGUGAAGCAGUGCCAUCCCCAGAGGAUAAAGUUAACAAGACAAGUUCUGAUGAGGUCAACAAUGAAGUAACUAAAGAUGAAGCAUUGUCAAAUCAAAGUCCAAAUGCUCUCAUGGUAGCAACAGCUGCUGAAGUGCCAGAAACACUUGACAAAGAUAUAAUAUGUGAAGCAGUGCCAUCCCCAGAGGAUAAAGCUAACAAGACAAGUUCUCAUGAGGCUAACAAUGAAGCAACUAAAGAUGAAGCAUUGCUAAAUCAAAGUCCAGAUGCUGUUGUGAUAGCAACAGCUGCUGAAGUGCCAGAAACACUUGACAAAAUGAUAAUAUGUGAAGCAGUGCCUACAGUGGGCGUACAUGAAACCACCCAGGACAAUAUAGGUAAGAGAGAAAAAGCAGAUGUAAUCUUGGAGAAAGAGCAAGAAGUGGAAAACAAAGGCAAGGACGAAAACCAUUCACUCUCUGAAUUUACACAAAAAAAAGAAGGUGCGGAACUGGAUCAAAACAAUGAAGCACAAGUAAAGGAUGAGGAGGAUGCCCAGAAAGCUGAUAGACAGAGCAAAACAGUGGACAAAUACAAUAAGACAGAUACCAAGGUUGAGGAUGAGCUUUCCUCUCAUACAACAUGCACAACAGAAGUUUCACGUGGUGGAGGCAUUCAGGAGAUUUCCAAUAAUGAAGAAAACGCAACACCCAACAAUGAGUGGCGUGAAGAGAAAUAUGCAAAUGAAGGAACAGAAUUUCAAAAGUCCACAGUGGAGGAAGACUUCGACCUGCAAGAAUCAAAACCUACAAUGACAGCUGCCAUACCAGAGACUGUAAGUACAAGUGAUCCCUGUGGUCUUCCAGAAACAACAGAAGUCCACUGCCAGCAAGAGGAAGACGUAAGGUAUAAAAGCAAAGGGGUGGCAGAGAGCUCUGCAUACGUAGAAUCUGCUGAGAUCGUAACGAUCGUAACAUCAAAAGCCAUGCAGGAAGAUAUUGAAGAAACCUUAACGGAGGCUCAAGCUCGAGACCUCAAGCGUCAUGACUUACCCCAAGAAUCAGUUUCCCUGGACUUCAAAGCACAAAUAGGACAAACAGAUUGUUCGGCGGAUCUUCAUAAUGUUAAGGAUAUAGGCGUGGAUGUUCAGAAGUCAAAUGAGUGCUCCAUCGGAGUGAUCAAUCAGGGGAAUCCAGUGGAGGAGGAUCCAAUUCCAGAAAUAGAUUCUUCGAAAAAUGUGAACCCACAGGAUUCAACCGGAAACAAGGACAUGUCAGCAAUUCAACAUGUAGAUUCUCCAGAAUGUCCCCAGAUUGAGGGUGAAAUAUUGAAACCUUCCGAUCCCGACUCUAAGCAAGAGGAAGAGGUAACUACAAAAUCAAUGGAGAAACCUGAAAUGAGAGAUAGAGACCAACCUUCGCUAUCAGACCUUUUUCAGGCAGCGAAAGAAUCCACACGGUUGAGAAAUGACCCGAUAAGUUUACAGCAGCAGCAGCAAGCGGAACAUGGCGAGCACAAAGAAGCGAAAUCCGGGGAAGAAAAAAGUGGCGAAGAGGAAUCAGAAGAGAAAAGAGCAGAGGAGAGCGGUGCAGAAGUGAAAGUAGGUCACAAAAAAUCACACAACAUACUGUCUCUGUCUGGCGUAGGAUCAAAAGUGAAGCAUUCCAUUUCCAAGGUAAAGAAAGCCAUCACCGGCAAAUCCUCUCACCAUCCAAAAUAGAUACAAUACGAUACAUAUACAAAGAGAACAAUAUCAGUGAGUUUGUGUUUGUGUGUAUGUUUGUUUGUUUGUUUUAAGUAUGUGUGUAUAGUUUGGUGGUGUUGUUCCACUGUCUGUAUUUUUGUCCAAGUUUGCUGCUACAAUGACUACUCAUUGUUGAAUAAUAUUGUUGGGCAUUGCAUUGCAUUGCAUGGCAUGGAA